Molecule: messenger RNA, 2540 nt
Organism: Syngnathus typhle (broad-nosed pipefish)
Lineage: Eukaryota; Metazoa; Chordata; Actinopteri; Syngnathiformes; Syngnathidae
Product: E3 SUMO-protein ligase PIAS1-like
Exons: 13
Coding region: 145-2202 (685 amino acids)
Biological process (GO): regulation of transcription by RNA polymerase II; protein sumoylation
Molecular function (GO): transcription coregulator activity; SUMO ligase activity; zinc ion binding
Source: RefSeq, a predicted model, not a curated record
UCUGAAUUAAAUCUGAAUAACCCGAAUAUUGACUGCCUGUAAACAAACAGCUUGUUCCAAUUGAAAAAUGAUGGACCUUGGAAGCUUGCAGAGUUCCAAAAACUAUGAAUUGCAAGUGGAGCUAGCAAGCAGAUAUAUAAGCAAAUGGUGAUGAGCCUGCGGGUGUCUGAGCUCCAGGUGCUAUUGGGCUACGCCGGGCGCAACAAGCACGGACGUAAGCACGAGCUUCUAACCAAGGCGUUGCAUCUGGUAAAGGCAGGCUCGAGCCCCGCCGUGCAUAUGAAGAUCAAGGAGCUGUACCGCAGACGCUUCCCUGCAAAAAUGGUGUCUCACUCCGAGCUCUCCUUGCCCGGACCGCAUCACCCAGCCACAGCGGGGGUGGUUGGAGGAGGCGGAGCCGCUUUGCCUAGUGGCCUGACACAGCUGGCGUACGAAGGCCACGCAGGUCACGGUGGAACCCCGUCACCAGCCGCCUUACUACCCCUCUCGCUACUCGGCCCCGGAAAGCACGAGUUCACCGGGUUGACACACCACCUGUCCGCUGCAGUCCCGCUACACCCCGUCCAUCCAGAUGUGAAGCUCCAGAGGUUGCCAUUCUAUGACAUGCUUGAUGAGCUCAUCAAGCCAACCAGUCUAGCUUCGGACAACAGCCAGAGAUUCCAGGAGACAUGUUUUGCCUUUGCAUUAACGCCACAGCAAGUCCAGCAGAUCAGCAGUUCAAUGGACAUCUCGGGGACCAAAUGUGAUUUCUCAGUUCAAGUCCAAUUGCGGUUUUGCCUGUCAGAGACAAGCUGUCCUCAGGAAGAUCAUUUUCCACCCAGUUUGUGUGUGAAAGUAAACGGCAAGCCAUGUAACCUGCCGGGUUAUCUUCCUCCGACCAAAAACGGUGUUGAGCCCAAGCGGCCCAGCCGACCCAUCAACAUUACCUCACUGGUGAGAUUGUCCACGACAGUCCCUAAUACCAUUGUGGUGUCCUGGACUGCUGAGAUUGGAAGGAAUUACUCUAUGGCAGUGUACUUAGUGAAGCAGCAGUCCUCCACGGUGCUUUUACAGAGGCUUCGAGCUAAAGGCAUAAGGAAUCCAGACCACUCCAGAGCACUCAUCAAAGAGAAGCUAACAGCAGACCCAGACAGUGAGAUAGCAACAACUAGCCUUCGUGUGUCUUUGCUCUGCCCGCUCGGAAAAAUGCGGCUGAUGAUUCCAUGCCGGGCGCUGACAUGCUCCCACCUGCAGUGCUUUGACGCCACACUGUAUAUUCAAAUGAACGAGAAGAAGCCCACCUGGGUUUGUCCUGUUUGUGACAAGAAAGCCCCUUAUGAACUCCUCAUCAUUGAUGGGCUUUUUGUGGAGAUCCUGAACAGCUGUGUGGAUUGCGAUGAGAUCCAAUUCAAGGAAGAUGGGAACUGGGCCCCCAUGAGGACAAAAAAGGACUUACAGGAAGUCUCCUGUGCUGCUUUAAGCAGCAGCCUGAAUGGUCUGUGUCCGAUGUCUGCUGGCUCAGAUCAGCAGAUCUCCUUGUCAGCCAACCACAGCAGUGGCAGUAAUGACAGCAGCAGCAAGAAAAUGGCGGUGAUCGACUUGACGUUAGACAGCUCCUCAGAAGAUGACGAGCAGGACACUCCGCCGCCACUGCCGCCGCCGCCUCUACCUUCAUUGCCUCCUCCCGCCAAACGAUCCUGUCCUUCCAUUUCCCCAACAUCGCCGCCCAUCCUCAACAAAGGGGUGUUGAACCUGCACCAUCAGGCCUCCCCGGUGAGUCGUGCAUCCAGCAUGCCAGCUAUGGACACCAGCUACAUGCCUCCUGUCCCGCCACUCAUCCAGGACUAUAGACCCUACUACCACACCACCAAUGACCUUCCAGAUUUGAACUUCUUCUCGUUCCUGCAAGGUGACAAUCAUCAGCAUUACAACAUGGUGAUGGCGGCGGCCGCCUCCGCCUCGGAUGACCACGAGCUUCUGCUCAACCGCUUCCUGCCCUACAGCACCUCUGGCUCCUCGGCAUCUUUACUGACGCCGCCCUCCAACGGGGCCGGCGGGUCCGGCAGCAGCAGCAGCAGCAGCCUGGUGUCGUCCGGCGGCCUCCGGGAUCCUCACUCCUUAUCCUCACACUCGCAUGGCGGGGUGCUGGCCGGCCGGGGUGCCGCAGAAGCAGCCGUGGCAGCUAUUUACGGAGGCAUUCCUGAUGUUAUAUCGUUGGACUGACUCACAAAGAGUCGGGCCGGAUCCAGAGAUCAAUUUGGCUGCAGGGUAGAGAAAUGACUCGCAAACCAGACUAGAAUCGUGCGACUCCUCUGUGGAGUCGCCGCCUAAGAGGAGCACCAGGCAAUGUUGCCUUAAACUGUCGUGAAGGUCAGCUGGGCACAUUGACGUUUUUAGUGGCCGGCGUUAUGGCUUUACAGCUCUCAACCUGGCACAAACAGCAAAAACUCAACGGAGGACAGCUCUCUCUUUUUUUUUUACAAACUCUAAGAGAGGCAUUGUGUACAGAGAACAAAAUCUAUUUUCUUCUUUGACUUUUGUACGGUCAACGGGGACACGUC